Molecule: messenger RNA, 1935 nt
Organism: Theileria orientalis strain Shintoku
Lineage: Eukaryota; Apicomplexa; Aconoidasida; Piroplasmida; Theileriidae
Exons: 10
Coding region: 1-1935 (644 amino acids)
Source: RefSeq, a predicted model, not a curated record
AUGUAUACUAUCAAAUGUAAAAUAGUGAAUCUAGAUUCAAUUGUGACAUUUAAAAGAUUCUACAAUCCACCUAGUACGUCAACACCCAGUAGAACAGCCUUCCAUAGAUUUUUUAAUAAUCCAUUUUCUGACAAGUUUAAUCAUCUAUUUUUAGCUAAAAAGACAUGGAGUAAGCAAAAUCCGUUGUUUAAAACACCGAGGCCCCUCGUGGAGCCGUAUAAUCUGGGACGCCUUCACCCAGAAAAGGAGUGGUGGAAUCUUCCAAAAAAGGGACUUAAACCGGAUACUUUCAUGGGAUUCCCAGAUGUAUCGAAUAUCACGAAGCACGGCGGAUCACUAUAUGCACAUUUUAUGGACGGACCGACACUGUCCAUGGUAGUUUAUAGAUGCAUAGAAAAGAAUAUAAGCGACAUCGAUAUAUGGAAUAAGCUAACGGGGCAGGCGUUGAAAAUAUCGAUGUCGCUGGACCCGUACCUCCUCUCGAUUUUGUUCCUGUACUUCUCGCUGAGCUGCCACUACGACUAUAAAUUCGUGGCCACUUAUAUAGGAAGGAUACUGGCCUUGCUUAACGAGUUUGGCCUGGAGGAAUGCUCAAACGUAAUAUUGGCAAUGAAUAACCCACAGUUCUAUCACGAAAAGACAUUCGGAUACGUGAUAAGACACUCGGAAAAUCUGUGCAUAACCGGAAACCUUAACGUGGAUGAGUGUUUGAGGUUCUUAGCAUGUCUGAAAAACGUAGAAAACCCACCGCAAAACUGUAUAAUACCAAUAGGAGAAGCGAUUGAAGUGAGUGACUUGAGUAUAGUGGAUAAGACGCUGGUGUUUGAUGGCUUGGACAGUUGCUGUAGACUCCACAAUAAGGUUGGAGUCCUAUGGGUCACGAAACUGUACCAAGAGGCUUGUAACAUAUUGGAGUCGCUAAAAGAACACAGCCACUACUUCACUUUAGUGUUUUUAAACGCAGUGGAAACGUACAGGUUUAAAAACGAUGAACUGUUGCACUCGACAAUGAGAAGGAUAGAUGAAAAUAUCCAUGACGCAACCUUUGAGGAACAGUGUCGGUACAUAUACGAGUUGAGUAAGCUGGUGGUAGGCACAAGUAAAAAAGGAACACCAGUAACAAGUAAAAACCUAAUUGCAAGUGCACUGAAGAUCAUUGGUGUGUUUAAAAAAGGUAACUCAGUAGAUAACGAAAUGAAAGUCAUGAAGAGGUUUGAAGACUUGGUUAAAAAUGAUACACUGUCAUUUCAAGUGAUGGUAGGAACUCUGAACACAAAUAAGGAAUUGAAUCCACACGAGCUCAAGUUGCUUGAAGGAACGGCAGACAGGUUGUGUAAUUUGAAGAACCAGGAAAUCAUGGAACUGUACACAAGUUUAUCGAAUACAAGAAUUGACCUGGCUUUGAGUGGAUAUGAGCCAAUUAUAUUAAAUCAGGAGCACCUUGAAUACGUUAAGGAUACAGUAGUAAAGGCGUGUUGGAACAUGGAAUGGACAGAUGUACUCGAUUUGGCAAAUUUACUGGUAAGUUUGUUGAACCGUAGACAAAUUUAUCAGGAUUAUGGCGACAGCAGUUACGUUGAUUGUGUGCCGAAACAAAAAUUAGACGGGUGUUUCAACUCGUUGUCAGACCAGAUAGCCAAAUUGAACUCAGAUCAAAUCCUGUUACUGAUCAGAUUUGCAAACAGGAAUAGCGACAGUGCCAAUCAGUUGCUACCCAAAUUAAGAGACCAUAAAAGAUGCCUCUAUAACCCUAACAUAGUAGUGGAGUUGAUAAAUCUUUAUAAAAAGUGCGAUAGGGAGCCGGAUGAAUUCAUAUACGAAUUACUGGAUGGGCUGUGUGAGAGGAGAGGUAACAUGUUGAGCGAGGACAGAGUAAAACUGAUGGAGAAGUUAAAGGAAAACGGAAUAAAACACUACUCAUUAGAGCAAUUUUAA